GGAUUAUUGGUUUGUUACUAUAGACAAAUAUUUAUAAUGUUUAAAGCGUGAUAUUUUCUGAACAGUUGCUUAUCAUAUAGAUUAUAUACAUAUAUAUACAUGCAAGACUUCAGUUGACUUUUACCAGCCGCAACCUAUUCUCCACCUGCGUUAAAGGCAAGCUUCCUCGUUUGGCCACCCCUAUGUGCAUCUACCAGUUCACCUGCUCUUGUGGAGCAAGGUACAUCGACUGUAGCCAGAGAAUGCUUUCUACAUGUAUACGAGAACAUGUUCCUGCUUGGUUUUAUAAAGGUGAAAGAAAGUCUGUUAGAAGUUCGAUUCUAGUACAUUUGAUUGACUUCCAUGAUACAACAAACCCAGAUAAUGACUUCAAAAUUGUUUAUCAAAUUCUCCCAAACCUCAUACGUUCGCUUUGUUUUCAACUCCUUAAAACAGCGGAGGCUUCAGCGAUUCAUGAACUAAGACCUGAUCUGUGUGUACAAAAGAAGUAUGUGAAGUCACUGUCUUUGUCAUGGCCAUAACAUUUUCCCACCCCCA
Molecule: messenger RNA, 537 nt
Organism: Heterobilharzia americana
Lineage: Eukaryota; Metazoa; Platyhelminthes; Trematoda; Strigeidida; Schistosomatidae
Source: the annotation of a GenBank genome assembly